CAUCAGAAAUAAAAGCCUAUUGAAGCGUCAAAUUGAAGAAAAACGUUUAGUCCAGCUAUUUAUUUCCUUGCAAUUUCCACUCGCCCACUUCUGCGUUUCGAAGAGCUGACUCGGUCAGGCUGUUAUCCACCAGAUCGUUUAACAAGGUUCUUCUCACAACUUCGUUACUGCAGUUGAACGAGAGGCUAAAGUGGAGAUUGGGCGAUGGCUGAUGCUAUGACUACUAGCCACUGGUGCCACAUGUGUCGGCAAAGAGUGAACCCACUCUUGGAAACUGAGCUUAAGUGCCCUUUUUGCGAUUGUGGAUUUGUGGAAGAAAUAGCCGGAAGGGAGGCGGCCGAAUCCGAAGAUGUUGGAUCCGAGCGAGCCGUCUCUUCAUGGGCUUCAGUAAUGAUGGAUAUGAUGGGUAAUCCGUCUCGCCGGUCUCGGAGCCGGAGAUUUUCAAGAAUAGAAGAUGAUGAUGACUCUGAUCUGGAGCGUGAGCUAGAAUCCAUUCUGUGGAGGCGACGGCGGGAGACAGAUGAGGAUGUCUGGAGAACUAGGAUGGAUGAGGAUGAUGAGGAUUCGGAUGCUGAGAAUGAACUGGAGUCUAUUUUGCAGAGGAGGAGGCAGAAUUCAGCCAUACAUCAACUGCUUCGUAGCCUCCGAGAUGAUUUUAGGUCGGAAUCUGAUGAACCUGAGAUGGAAAGGGAGGUGGAGAGGGAAAGGGAAAGCGACAGCCUGGUUCUGAUUAAUUCUUUUAAUGAGGCUGUUAUCCUUGAAGGAUCCUUUGAUACUGAUCAGAACCCAAAUCAAGAGUCAGAUAGUACUACCAUUGGUGCCUCCAUUGGAGAUUACUUUGUUGGACCCGGACUUGAAAUGCUAUUCCAGCAUUUGGCUGAGAAUGAUCCCAACUGCUAUGGCACGCCACCUGCACAGAAAGAGGCUGUAGAUGCGUUGCCAACUGUGAAACUUCAGGAGAAUAUAAACUGUCCGGUCUGUUUGGAGGAUCUAGAAGUUGGAAUGCAAGCUAAAGAAAUGCCAUGUAACCAUAAGUUUCAUAAAGAUUGUAUUUUUCCAUGGCUGGAGCUCCAUAGUUCUUGCCCGGUAUGCAGGUUUCAGUUGCCUGCUGAUGAGUCAAAGGAUUCAAGUGGGUCAAUUGUUGAGAGUAGGGAGAGGGGAGUUAGUAGUGAUGAUGGUAUAAGAGGAAGGAGGGAUAGAUCUAGGACUCCUCCUAGGACCUUCAGUGGAACGUUUUAAUAUUCUGUUUUCAUGGUAAUGAAAAAGCUUUCUUGACUGAGCUGCACUCAUUCUCAGCAUCUAAUCACAAAACUCCUGUAGAUGUUUACUUUAUGCUAAGCUUUUCCGGCCUUAUGUACAUAGUCUUGUAAUUCCAUACCUUUUAUUAUGGUAGUGCGGACUGCAGAACCAGAGAGCACAUUUUGUUAAGUAUUUCAGAAUUUCCUGCCUUCAAUCCAUGUGGAGCCAACCGGGCUUUGCUGAAUUGAUGUGAGCUUUCUCGUUAUGUUUGCACUUCGUUUCUUCAUAGUGGUUCGACUUUGCACUUAAGUCUGGUAAGCAGUUUGAAUGAGGAUCAAUUAUCAACAUAUGCUGAGAUGGCUCUUUCUGUUUGUUGAUUUGGAUUAUGCUUCCUAUUACUUAUGGCCUGUCUUGUAUGUGUUGCUUUAUAAUGUAGAAAAACUUUAUAGGAAUAUCAUUUUUCUAUUAAACAUCUUUCAUGUUGA
Molecule: messenger RNA, 1724 nt
Organism: Dendrobium catenatum
Lineage: Eukaryota; Viridiplantae; Streptophyta; Magnoliopsida; Asparagales; Orchidaceae
Product: E3 ubiquitin-protein ligase SIRP1
Exons: 2
Coding region: 205-1239 (344 amino acids)
Biological process (GO): protein ubiquitination
Cellular component (GO): cytoplasm
Molecular function (GO): ubiquitin protein ligase activity
Source: RefSeq, a predicted model, not a curated record